Sphenostylis stenocarpa is the source of this 750-nucleotide messenger RNA. NCBI's taxonomy places the organism in Eukaryota, Viridiplantae, Streptophyta, Magnoliopsida, Fabales, Fabaceae. The record is from the annotation of a GenBank genome assembly.
AUGGCUUUAAGAAGUUCCUUUACCUUUCCACGCUGCACUUUCUUCCACCAACACUCUCAAUCCACUUAUGCUUCUUCCAGAAUCUUCGUCUCAAUCUUGUUCCCCAAAUCCACUUCACUCACCUGCAUUCAUGAAUUCCACAAAGACAUGCACUUAGCACCCUCUUUUAGCAAGAGGAAUCUCAACCUCACCCUUCUUCUCACAAUGUUCCUGUGUGGCCAGGCUGUGCCGUUGCCAAAUAUUCGUGGUGCACUCUUGUUGGCUCAAGAAUUGGAGUUUCAGAGAUACACUGAUUCCAAGGAAGGUUUCACUCUUCUUACACCGUCUUCUUGGACCAAGGUUGAUAAAGCAGGGGCAACUGUGUUGUUUCAAGAGGAGAAUAUGGGAAGUAACAAUAUUGGGGUUGUGGUAAGCCCAGUUCGUCUUAAGACUCUUGAAGAGUUCGGGACACCUCAGUUCGUUGCUGAUAAGCUUUUACAAGCCGAAAGACGCAAGGAAAGUACAAAGGAGGCUGAAUUGAUUACAUUAGCAGAAAGAUCAGGAGAAGGAGGGUUGCAAAUUUAUGAAUUUGAAUACAAGGUCGAUAGUACUCGAGGAGGGAUGAAAAGGAUAUUUUCUGCAGCAUUUGUGGCCUCAAAGAAGCUCUAUCUUCUAAAUAUUGCUCACUCUGAUAAACCAGAGAGUCCUCUUGACCCGCAUAAGAGAAUGAUUUUAGAGCAAGUUCUUCAUUCCUUUGAUGCAGCAGCUUAA